Messenger RNA from Arabis nemorensis, 1056 nucleotides. The record is from the annotation of a GenBank genome assembly. NCBI's taxonomy places the organism in Eukaryota, Viridiplantae, Streptophyta, Magnoliopsida, Brassicales, Brassicaceae.
AUGGACGCUUCAAACCCUAAGCGACCUCGCCAUGAGGUUUCUUCCUCAAUCCAAAACCCUAGUUCUCUUCCUGUUGCUCCAAGUUCCAAUCAAAACCACUUCGAUUUGAUUCUCUCUGCUUUAGUCUCGUUCCCGGCUUCAUCUGCUUCGUUAUAUCCUCGCCGGUCUCAAUUGGCCGAUCCUUGGAUCCAGCGGUCGAUAAAGCUCUUGCCUCAGUUUCUGGUGAUGUCUCCGAACGUACUCUCGAACUCGUCUCGCUUCUUCACGAGUCUAUUAAACGGUUCUUUCGGAACCAAGCUACUGGUUGGAAUUUCAGUUACUGGCCACUUCCUCAGGAACUCACCACUAAGAAUGCGAGCGAUGGCAUGCUGCACAAUGUUCCACAAGUAUGCCAUGGAACCGUCAUGUUACUCUCACAUCAACUUGACAACAUCUGCCAAAAACGUCAAUGAAGAAGUGUGUACCAUGAUCCAUCGGGCUGGAAAACAACUCAGAUUCCUUGAACUUGGUGAUGUUGAAGCGGAUAAAUCUACUAAGCCUUUGCUUACAGGAGCUUGCUUCUACCACUAUCAAAUAGUUUUAUUGGGUAUUGCCUUGUCGAAAUACCUGAGAAGCAUGCACCUUUACAACAUCGGAUAUCUGCAUGAGAAGUCCUCCGUUGCUGCUUUCUCAGCUUGUUCAAAUAUCACUGAUGUGAAGAUUGUUGGAACGUAUAAACUAACUGACCAUCAACUUAACUCACUGAAUAAAAACUGUCGCUUCAUAGAGCACUUCUUCUAUGAGAUUUAUAGUUGCCCACCUAGAUCAAGAGAAGAAACACCAGCCUUGGUACAGUUCUUGACUAACAUCCCGAACAGUGCUUGUAAACUUAAGUACUUGAAUCUGUCUAGAAACACUACGAUCAAGGGUCGAUUUUUGAGGGAUUGGGGAGAUAGCUUGAAAGCCAAUUCACUCGAGACUCUAAUACUGCGUGACUGCUCUUCUCUAGAUGAGGACAUUUCGAGUAAUCAAGGCUUGUCAUCUCAUGGCGGCAAAAGAGCACUCAAACCAAAGUAA